Messenger RNA from Effrenium voratum, 855 nucleotides. The record is from the annotation of a GenBank genome assembly. Lineage: Eukaryota; Dinophyceae; Suessiales; Symbiodiniaceae.
AUGGCCCUCAAGAUUUUCGAGAUCGAUCGCAGCCUGGAAAGCUGCCAAGGCCAAAUCUGGGACAGAGUCAACGGCUACAGAUGGUGGCUGGGCGAGCUGGAGAAGAACGAGGGCGGCAUCGAGCAGUUUGCUGAAGGAUACAAGAUCUUUGGCUUCAUCCGAGAUGACGAGAAGGGUGGCUUCACCUACAGGGAGUGGCUGCCAAACGCGAAGCAGGUCUUCCUCAUCGGCGGAUUCAAUGACUGGCAGAACACCAUGCCCCUCACAUCUGAGGGUUUCGGCCGAUGGGCUGUCUUCAUUCCGGACAAGGCAGACGGCUCACCCGGGAUUCCUCACACUACACAGCUCAAGGUCCGCUUGGAGGCAAACGAUGGCUCCUGGCACGAUCGAGUACCUGCGUGGAUCAAAUUGGCAUGGCAGGAUCAUACCACCAACCUUUUCAACGGUGUCUUCUGGGCGCCCCCGGAGGAGGCCUGGCGUUUCGCCGCAGUGCGCGCUUCUGUCAGGCCUGACAACCUGAAGAUUUACGAAGCCCACGUGGGCAUGGGCUCGCUUGACCCAAAGGUGGCCACCUACACGGAGUUCGCCGAGGUGGUGCUGCCGCGUAUCAAGAGAAUGGGCUACAAUGCGGUGCAGCUCAUGGCCGUGGCCGAGCACGCACACUACGGUUGCUUCGGAUACCAUGUGACCUCUUUCUUCGCGCCGGCCAGCCGCUCCGGAACACCUGAGGAGCUGAUGUAUUUGAUUGACACCGCACACGGACUGGGAAUCCAGGUUCUGAUGGAUCUCGUGCAUGCUCACGCCUCUUCCAACACGCUGGACGGAAUUUCACAGAGCCUGAUACUGCAACAGUAA